Chlamydomonas reinhardtii is the source of this 1526-nucleotide messenger RNA. RefSeq lists its product as uncharacterized. Gene Ontology annotation, molecular function: peptidyl-prolyl cis-trans isomerase activity. Bases 379 to 1008 code for a protein of 209 amino acids. Lineage: Eukaryota; Viridiplantae; Chlorophyta; Chlorophyceae; Chlamydomonadales; Chlamydomonadaceae. The record is from RefSeq and is a predicted model, not a curated record. Gene Ontology annotation, cellular component: chloroplast. The transcript is spliced from 8 exons.
UGCAUCGACGCCCCCAGUCGCGACAAUAGCUUCAGUAUACCGACUCCAAGCGCGACUGACACUGCACGCUAAGUUACUUUACUGAGCCGCUCACGUGCCUUUGCGCUCGGGCGAGUAACAACCUCCUCGCCAUGCAGUCCCUCCAAAAGCCUUGUGUCGCGACGCGAGCGCGCCCAUCUCAUUUGGGUACGUUAUGUGUGUCCUUCAGAGCGCAAUGGAAAGGCAAACUUGACGCCGCUUGCAAAAUGUAAAUUCACAGGAUGUGCAAGCGUGCGCUCGCUCCCGCGGCAAGUUUGUGUGGCGCGCAAUGCGCCUGAGACAAAGACGGAUACGCCGGUGACGACGGCGUCGCCUCAGGAGGAGCCCGUGUCGCCGACCAUGCCCACCGAGCGAGCGUCGGACAUCAUUGCUGCGGCCACGGCUAAGUCGAACCGACCGAAGCGCAAGGCCGAGUCCACCGAUGCCGUUGCCACAUUUAUGACUCGGCGCUUCGGCAUUGCUGGCGGCCUGGCGUGGCUGGGCUUCCUGACCAUCGGCACACUGGGGGAGCAGAUCAAGACGCGCCUGGAGGUGGCGAGUGAGCUAAGCGGCACCAAGGACGUGUCUGACGCGCCAGAGGUGGUGCUGCCUAGCGGCGUGCGCUACAAGGACCUGCGGGUGGGCGGCGGCUCGGCGCCCAUCAAGGGCUACCUCACCGUGCUGGACUACACGGCAACCGCCGACGGCGUUGAGUUCGAGUCCACUCGCAAGCGAGGCAAGCCCAUCGUGUACCUGUACGGCGGUCGGCCCUUCACCGGCGGCAACUGCCCCGGCCUAGAGGAGGCUCUGUCCAGCAUGAAGGCGGGCGGCCGGCGGCUGGUCACCAUCCCGCCGGAGCUGGGCUUUGGAGAGCGCGGCGCCGUGCUGCGGCCCACAGAGCACGUGCCCGAUAAGCAGGGUAUCGUGCCGCCCAACGCCACGCUGGUGUACGACGUGGAUCUGCUGCGGGUGUCCAUCCCGCCCUCCUAGAGGAGGGGCCGAAGGCCGGAGGGUUGGACGUGGCGACGUGCGGUACGUGGCACAAGACUGGAGCUGUGAUAUGGCGUGACGCCUCCAGGCAGCGGAGCGGCUUCCCCGGCCGGGGUGUUUCCGGCUGCAAACAUCGUGCGUUUGGAGACAUUCGGGAGCGGGGCGCUUGGAGUCUAGCCUGUCUAGGCUCUAGUCGCCUGGCAUGUGCGACCUCUGUAUGUGCGUGAAUGAGCAUGUGCGUGAAUGAGCAUAAUAGUUGGGGCUUGUUUUGAGAUUGUGCACUGGGCGGCGAACUGAUACGCCGUGAGCAGGAGCGUCACGGAACAGCCGGGGCAUUUUCCUGCAGCCCCGCGUGAUUUUGGUGAGAACCUUGAGAGACGCCGUCCCAGACGCGCAAUCGCCAGUAGCAGGUGUCUUGUCGCUCAGGGAAAGGGUUGGGAGGCAGUCGAGAGUCCCUUGGCCCAAGAGAGGUGAAGACUGGGAUCGGGCAUCAUGACCACUUGUAACAUUGAAGUCAC